AUGCGCCGCUCACCAGAAGCUCAUUACAGCUUCACGAUACCGUCGAUACACGAUGACACGACACUCGAUUGCCGCGUAUACCAUCCAGAUACCCUGACCAAGCCGAAAGACUCGGCCGAUAUCGCGCAAUGGAGGAAGAGGGGUAUCGUCAUGGCACACCCAUACGCGCCAAUGGGCGGUAGCUAUGACGAUCGGGUAGUCGGUAUCGUGGUGGAUGAGUUCUUACAUGCUGGGUGGAUGGUGGGCACAUUCAACUUCAGAGGUGCUCACGGGUCCAAGGGACGCACUAGCUGGUCUGGAAGACCCGAACUAGACGACUAUACAUCCUUCGCCGCAUUCUUCAUGCACUACAUAUCCUGCCUCCGACCGCGCAUUACCUCCGACCUUACCUUCGUGCCCGACCAGUCUCCGAUACUAUCGAACCAAAACGAGUUGGCACAGGUGCAAGAUGAUGCAUCCCCCAUAGUCAUAUUAGGAGGCUACUCCUAUGGCUCCCUCAUCCUCAGACACCUACCGCCCAUACCGACUAUACUACAACCGUUCUCCACUCCAAUAGCAGGUACUGCGGCAGACGAGAUAGUUCUGCGCGCUCGCAAGCUAGCAGACCAGAGCAAUCUGGAAUGGAUCAACCUAGCUCGGGAUGAAACCAGAGCUAGGAGGAAAAGCAGAGCGGGGAACGAACCGAGACCCCAAGUGACAAUGGGUGGAGAAGAGACAAGUACAGAGAAGCGUAGGAGUAGUAGAGACGUUCGAAGAAGUCUUGAGGGUGGCUCGCGGCUCGAAAUCCGAACGCGGCUAAGAAGCCUCAGUCACAGGCGACGACACGAAAACCACGAACCGAUACCGCAGCCGGAGAAGAAGAGCACAAAGACUACUACAAUGCCAGACGUCCGUUAUCUUCUCAUCUCGCCGCUGACACCGCCAACCUCUACACUUGCCGCACCGGCCCUUAUACACAAGUUUUGGAGCAGGUCUAAAGACGAGUAUCAAGAAGUGAUUGGAAAGCAUAUGACCCUAGCAAUCUAUGGCGAUCAGGAUAUCUUCGCUUCGUCAAAGAAAAUUCGGGACUGGUCAGAACAGCUCAAAGCCGAGCCGAACUCACGCUUCACUAGUGUUGAGGUUGCAGGCGGAGGGCACUUUUGGCAUGAGAAUGGCGUCGAAGUAAGACUAAGAUCUGCGCUGAAGGAAUGGGAGGCUGCGAUACGAUAA
Alternaria viburni is the source of this 1209-nucleotide messenger RNA. RefSeq lists its product as uncharacterized. The coding region runs from base 1 to 1209 and encodes 402 amino acids. The record is from RefSeq and is a predicted model, not a curated record. The transcript has 2 exons. NCBI's taxonomy places the organism in Eukaryota, Fungi, Ascomycota, Dothideomycetes, Pleosporales, Pleosporaceae.